This is a messenger RNA of Lentinula edodes (shiitake mushroom), 885 nucleotides long. RefSeq lists its product as uncharacterized. Bases 14 to 766 code for a protein of 250 amino acids. The transcript is spliced from 2 exons. Gene Ontology annotation, biological process: regulation of cilium beat frequency involved in ciliary motility; cilium assembly; positive regulation of cell motility. Lineage: Eukaryota; Fungi; Basidiomycota; Agaricomycetes; Agaricales; Omphalotaceae. Gene Ontology annotation, cellular component: motile cilium; ciliary basal body. The record is from RefSeq and is a predicted model, not a curated record.
GAAAUCUCUGGAAAUGUUCUCUGCUGUUGUGCAAUCAGAACAAGUAUCUCUUUUUUCUUCCACCGGCUCCAAUCAACUGCAGCUUUUCUCCAUACAUUGUGACGAAUCGCUCCCUUCCGACGCGUUCAUAGGACUGCUGAACGAUCGUUCAUCCGAACCUCAACCAGAGGGCACUGUUACUCUUGUAUCUCCCCAUUCUAGCCAGUCAGGUUUUCUGCUGGACCAGACAGUGCUUCACAUACAAUCACCAUUGCUACCAAAAACGUAUAUUCAAUGUCCAGCUCAAUAUCGCACCGAGUUAGGCUUGAAACACUCAUGGCUCCAUCUGCAAGUUCGCAAUAUGAGUCGGGAAUGGAGUUUUGAAGUUGGCAUCGCUGACCGUGUUGGGAGAAAAGGUAUCAUCCGGUUCUCAACCUUCCAAAAACAACCACGACUCAAAGUUCCCGCAGAUUCCAAUGGCCUUCCCCUCCUUCAUCUUCCUUUCUCUUUUCCUUCAGAUUCAACGCAGUUGACUGCCUGGUCGACGGUUAACCUUCACCUUCCAACCUUCUUUCCCCAUUUCACGAAUACAAAUCUUAUCGAACACACAUCAGAUUCCACUGAGGAUGACUUUUUGCAUGCUCAAGUCUUAUCUCCGGCCGGACAGUACUCACAUGUCUGCUAUAUUAAAAUUUACUCUACUUGUAGGCUUCGUAGAGUGUGGUUCGGCGACGGAGGACCUGGCCAAAAACUUCCUUGGGAGUUCGAGCUCUACGCUCGUGAAUAAUAAAAGUAGCUUGAAAAGGAAACAAUUAUAUGGAAUUUCCGGGAUUUCGAAGGUAGCGAGUACAAAAUUAUGAAUGAACUUUAUCUGCUUAUCGAUUGUACCAGCCAAACAUUGAGACU